Paramecium pentaurelia is the source of this 1071-nucleotide messenger RNA. The record is from the annotation of a GenBank genome assembly. Lineage: Eukaryota; Ciliophora; Oligohymenophorea; Peniculida; Parameciidae.
AUGUUCUCUGUGGAAAUUCAUUAUGCUAGAAUAAUAUGGUAAUUAAUCAUGCCAUUCAUAUACAUCAUUUUUUUUUUAGGAAUUUACAACAUUAUUGUAAAAUUUUGUUCUACUGAAUAUAGUUUGAGUGUUAUCACCACUACAUUCAUAUAUAUAUACAUUUAAAAUUAACCAAAUCUAAUUGGAGGUUUUAUUUCCUUAAUAUCUUUUCGCUCAAUAUCUGGAUAUUAAUGGAUUCAAGCUAACGUAGCUUAUAGGUAUGAUACUCCCUAGCACUUUAUUUGGUUGGCAGUCUUUUGCUUGCCAGGACUAUUUCUAUUUGCAUUUCUCAUACCAUCUCUAUUUUUUAUCUCCUUAUACAUUAACAGAAACAUUUUGAAUGAGAAAAGAAUUAGACAGAAACUUGGAUAUUUGUACAAUGAAUAUAAAACUAGCGCUUAUUUUUGGGAAAUUGUUAAAAUUGUGGAAAAAGAGUUGGUAAUCAUCUUUCUAUCAUAUUAUGACGACGAUAUUAUUCAGAAAGGCACUCUUGUUUUACUUGUUGUUUAUUUAUAUUCAGAAUUAAAUUAUAGAUUUAGGCCAUAUAAAAUGAGUACUCUUAAUAACUUAGAUGCCCACUCAGCAAAGGUUUGUUAAGUUUCCAUCAUUUUGGGAUGUGGAAUAUACAUCAAUUAAUUAUAUGGCAAUAUUGAAACUUAAAUACCUUACUUCUUAAUCUUAGUCGUACUCAAUUUCUUUUACUUAUUGAUGCUUCUUAAUUAAAUAUUAAAAUCUUACUGGGAGGACUUAGAUGAUUAAUUGGACAAAUUGAGGGAAAAGAUAAUUGCUAUAGCUCCUUGGACUAUGGAUUAUCCAUGUCUCAGAAUCUAUUUAGAGAGUAGUAUUAAGAGAAGGAAACGUGUUUAAGGAUAGUACCAAAAGAUUAAAAAAUAUUUACUUAGUUAUGCCAAGCCCAUCAAAGAGCUGAAAGACAAUCUCAAUUCUAUUUAAAACGAAAUUCGACCAUCCAUUAAUAUGUCCAUAACGAUCAAUUAAAUAAGAAUAUUUAAAGAAAUUUAGAAAUAAAUAUGA